CUCAGUCCUCACCCCUUCCCUUCUACUUCUAGCACCAUUAAAACAUGGAAACUCAUAUAGUUCACAGGAUCUUCAGCGGCGGCAUGAUGACCUUGGUGUUGAUGGCAUUCAUGGCCACAAUUUCAGUUGCUAAAGUGGACAGUCGGACAUACAUUGUUCACAUGGACAAGUCCAAGAUGAAAAACUCCUAUCUUUCUGCAGCUAAUUCCCAAGAAAUGUUUCAAGAUAUGCUUGAUUCAAUCUCCCAACUCUCCACUGAUUCAAAAGUAACACCACCUCCCCGCCUACUUUAUGCAUAUGACACUGCAAUCUUUGGUUUUGCUGCUAGGCUUUCCCCUAUGCACCUAGAAUCAAUAAGAAACAUGGACGCUUUUGUCGCUGCCAUUCCCGACGGAUCAAUACGCCUACACACCACACACAGUUACCAGUUUCUUGGCCUAGAACAGGGCAAAGGACUCUGGCAUGCUUCAAAUCUAAAGUCUGAUGUGAUAAUUGGUGUCAUAGAUACCGGUAUCUGGCCUGAACAUCCUAGUUUUCAGGAUCAUGGUUUUGGUCCAGUACCAGCUAGAUGGAAAGGUGCUUGUGAGAGCGGUACAAACUUCUCCCCACUAAACUGCAAUCGCAAACUCAUCGGUGCCAGAUAUUUUUUCAAAGGAUACGAGGCCGCGCAUGGCAGAGUCAAUGAAACCAAAAAUUUUAAGUCCCCCAGAGCAACAAAUGGUCAUGGAACUCACUGCGCAUCAACCGCUGGUGGCAAUCUUGUACAGAACGCAAGCUUUUACGGCCUAGCCAAAGGUGUGGCAGCCGGAAUGAGGUACACAUCAAGAAUUGCAGCAUAUAAAGUUUGCUGGGCAGGACCUGAUGAUUGCGCUAAUUCUGACAUUCUCGCCAGCAUUGAUCAAGCAAUUAAAGAUGGUGUGAACGUAGUGUCCAUAUCAUUAGGACCUGAAGAAGGAGGCAGUGUCCCAUAUUUUGAUGAUCUCACUGCUCAAGCAGCAUUUGCUGGAAUCCAACGAGGAAUCUUUUUUUCAUGUUCAGCUGGAAAUGAAGGCCCGCGUACUGUUAGCAACACUGCCCCAUGGCUCAUGACAGUGGCUGCAAGCUACAUUGAUAGGAGCUUGCCUGCAAUUGUCAAACUUGGAAAUGGACAAAUUUUUGAAGGUGUAUCUUUGUACGCCGGUAAAUCAUUAAAAGAAUUACCAAUUGUGUAUGGACCGACUGCAGGGAAAAAAUUUGCUCAGUAUUGCGUUCCCGGGGCACUCAGCCCAAAGCUUGUAAAAGGAAAGGUGGUUGUUUGUGACCAGACACGAGGAUUUGACAACUAUCAACAAGCAGAGCAUGUGAAGUCAGUAGGAGGAGCUGGCACGGUCAUCUUUCUCAGUGAGGGUGAAGAUCUUUUUGGUCUUCCUUACAUUUCUCCUGCAGUUUCUAUGGUAUACAAGGCAAGAAAGCCUAUGUUAAGUUAUUUGAACUCUACAAAAUCACCUACAGUUUCACUAACUUUCAAAGGAACCACUUAUGGAAAGCGUGCACCAAUGAUGGCUGCGUUUUCAUCAAGAGGGCCAAAUCUAGUUGGUCCUGACCUGCUCAAACCAGACUUGACUGCACCAGGGGUGAACAUAUUGGCAGCGUGGCCAGGUAUAAGUAACCCAUCUGAGGAGGAGGGUGACAAAAGAAAGGUUCUGUUCAAUUUAGAGUCAGGGACUUCGAUGUCUUGUCCUCAUGUUAGUGGCCUAGCAGCACUGCUUAUUUCAAGGCACAAAGAAUGGUCGCCAGCGGCAGUUAAAUCAGCCAUGAUGACAACCGCUUAUAAUCUAGAUAAUAGAGGGAGUCCAAUUAAGGAUUUUUAUCAUGGUGGCCCCGCGACCCCUUUUGCAAUUGGUUCAGGCCAUGUUGAUAUUCAGAAAGCUUCUGAUCCAGGAUUGCUAUAUGACAUCCACCCUCUUGAGUAUUUACAUUACUUGUGCAGCCUCAACUAUAAUUCUUCUCAGAUAGCCAGAUUUGAUUGGAAUUUCACAUGCCCCAAAAGGACAACCAUGCAGCCUGGAGAUCUGAAUUACCCUUCCUUUGCAGUGCUUCUCAAGAGUGACGCCCAUAAUGUUACCAUUACCUAUAGAAGAACUGUCACAAAUGUUGGAAAUCCUCCAGUUGGUACUUAUAAAGUGCACGUACAAGAACCCAAAGGAAUAUCAGUCAGGGUGAAGCCUAGCAUUUUAAGUUUUAAGAUGCAUGGUCAAAAACUGGCAUACAAGGUGAGUUUCACUGCAGUAAAACAAAUCAUUGAAUCUGAGAACUCAUCCUUCGGAUCUUUGACAUGGGUGUCUGGGAAAUACACAGUCCGAAGUCCCAUUGCAGUAACUUGGAUAUAGAGUCUUGUGUUUAUCGUAUGUGGAAGCAGGGGAUUUGAUUAUGUGCUGCUCAAGUUAUUGUGAGUAUGUGGGCUAUGCCAAUGUGUAAUGUUUGAUGGGAAAAAUAAUUGAAAGCAUAUAAAAUGCUUUUUAUCUACUUUGGCUUUAUCUUAUCUUUCCAAUGUGACAUCCCAGCUUGUUUCUGCUAAUCUGGUUGGACCAAUAUUACUACAUUA
This is a messenger RNA of Rubroshorea leprosula, 2584 nucleotides long. The record is from the annotation of a GenBank genome assembly. NCBI's taxonomy places the organism in Eukaryota, Viridiplantae, Streptophyta, Magnoliopsida, Malvales, Dipterocarpaceae.